AAACUUCAUAAGCUCUAUAAUCAGAGUCAUAAUGUUCCAACUUGUUCAUACCCAAAUAACAUAUUCUUCUAUGCUUCACGGGUUUCAAUUUAUACUUAAUACCUUUGAAAAAAAAACACACACCAGGAACGGCCUCCAUCGCAGUAGUUUAGAGAAGUAGAUGCCGCGGCUUCUUUCUAAUAAAAAAGUUCUAACCCUGAGAAAGAGAAGGGAGAGAGAGCGGGCGACGCUUCCUCAUCGGCGGGUGGACAUCGUUCUUCUCCGGUGAGCCAAACUGGACAGAGCAAAGUUCUGCCCUAACAGUGAGGAACAUGGGCAUUAAUAGUGGCAGUUCAGCAGAUGUAGAGAUACUUUGUGGCAUGUGCAGUUGUACACACUCUCCAACCUUUGAGAAACCUGAAUAGAACAAAUGCAGAGUGGUGAUUAUGGAAUGUGAGCGACCAAUAUUGUUGAUGUUGCUUUUGAAUAUUGUACAAUUUAUGUUGACACUUAAUGGCAACUAGAGAUCUGCUUUCUAUAUGCUAUAUUUUACAUAAUAUAUGCAAUAUCAUUCUGCAUCUAUACAUCUGACAAUGUAUGCUGCUUUAUGUUGUACACUAAUUUUCUUUUGAAAAAUUUUAUUUCUGUGUAAUGGUUAAUUUAUUUAGAUUGUUAAUGCAAGUUUUUUUUUUUAUAUAGUAUCAAGUAGUUCCAUUUAGGUUUUUUGGCAGGCUGUGAAUAUAUAAAGCAGUGACCAUGUCUUCGUCGUAUCUACCAGCAACCACUGAUUCAGUUGCUCAGGCUUUGGAGGCCAAGAAUCCUUCUGAUGCCAUCUCCAUCUUUUACCGCAUACUGGACAGCCCUUCAUCUUCUUCUGAAACCCUUCGCAUAAAGGAACAAGCUAUCUCAAAUCUCUCGGAUCUUCUUCGACAAGAGAACAGGGCUGAGGAUCUUCGAAGCCUUUUGACCCAAUUGAGACCCUAUUUUUCCUUGAUUCCUAAGGCUAAAACUGCAAAAAUUGUCCGUGGGAUUAUUGAUGCAGUAGCUAAAAUACCAGGAACAUCUGAUCUUCAGAUUUCCCUUUGCAAAGAAAUGGUCCAGUGGACUCGCGCUGAAAAGCGAACCUUCCUGCGGCAACGAGUGGAAGCAAGGCUUGCAGCCCUCUUGAUGGAAAACAAGGAGUAUACAGAAGCAUUAACCCUUCUUUCAGGCCUAAUCAAAGAGGUAAGAAGAUUAGAUGACAAGCUGCUGCUGGUGGACAUUGACUUGCUGGAGAGUAAGCUACACUUCUCUCUCAGAAACCUUCCUAAAGCCAAGGCUGCUCUGACAGCUGCAAGAACAGCAGCGAAUGCUAUUUAUGUUCCUCCAGCCCAGCAAGGCACUAUAGAUUUGCAGAGUGGGAUUCUCCAUGCUGAGGAGAAAGAUUAUAAAACUGCUUACAGCUAUUUCUUCGAAGCAUUUGAAGCUUUCAAUGCUCUCGACGAUCCUCGAGCAGUCUUUAGCCUCAAGUAUAUGCUGUUGUGCAAAAUCAUGGUGAGCCAGGCUGAUGAUGUAGCAGGAAUAAUAUCGUCCAAAGCAGGACUCCAGUAUGUUGGACCAGAACUGGAUGCUAUGAAAGCAGUUGCUGAUGCCCAUUCUAAACGCUCCCUGAAGCUAUUUGAGACCGCCCUUCGCAAUUUCAGAGCUCAGCUAGAGGAAGACCCCAUCGUUCACAGGCACCUUUCUUCCUUAUAUGAUACUCUGUUGGAGCAAAACCUGUGCAGGUUGAUUGAGCCUUUCUCAAGAGUAGAGAUCGGUCAUAUUGCUGAACUGAUUGAACUGCCUGUGGAUCACGUGGAGAAGAAAUUGUCGCAGAUGAUUCUGGACAAGAAGUUUGCUGGGACGCUAGACCAAGGCGCUGGAUGCCUUAUCAUUUUCGACGAUCCGAAAGCAGAUGGGAUCUACCCAGCAACGUUGGAAACCAUUUCCAAUGUUGGCAAGGUUGUGGACAGCCUUUAUGUAAGGUCUGCCAAGAUAAUGGUCUGAGGUUUAGGUGCUUGGAUGCAGCUUUGUGGUUGCUAUUUUCCCUUUUCCCCUCCGGAUCCCAUUUCCAAUGUUGGCAAGGUUGUGGACAGCCUUUAUGUAAGGUCUGCCAAGAUAAUGGUCUGAGGUUUAGGUGCUUGGAUGCAGCUUUGUGGUUGCUAUUUUCCCUUUUCCCCUCCGGAUCAAUUUAGCGCUUCCUCGUUUUUGGAAUGCACGUCUCUGGAUGAAGUUGUGUGCAAAAUUGUUUUGGGUCUGUUUAGUUUUGAAAAAUAAUUUCUUUUUUUCCCUUUUCCCCUCCGGAUCAAUUUAGCGCUUCCUCGUUUUUGGAA
This is a messenger RNA of Malania oleifera, 2330 nucleotides long. RefSeq names its product 26S proteasome non-ATPase regulatory subunit 11 homolog. The coding region runs from base 736 to 2004 and encodes 422 amino acids. Gene Ontology annotation, biological process: ubiquitin-dependent protein catabolic process. The transcript is spliced from 2 exons. Gene Ontology annotation, molecular function: protein binding; structural molecule activity. Lineage: Eukaryota; Viridiplantae; Streptophyta; Magnoliopsida; Santalales; Ximeniaceae. Gene Ontology annotation, cellular component: proteasome regulatory particle, lid subcomplex. The record is from RefSeq and is a predicted model, not a curated record.